Messenger RNA from Dimorphilus gyrociliatus, 3513 nucleotides. The record is from the annotation of a GenBank genome assembly. NCBI's taxonomy places the organism in Eukaryota, Metazoa, Annelida, Polychaeta, Dinophilidae.
CCCGAAACGAGCGCUUUUGUAGACACAUAAACAAUAAAAAGAAGGAAGUAUGUUGGAAGAAAGAACAUUUACUCAACUCCUUCUCCUGAUAUUUUUUGAACAUUCAACCAAUUGUGCCAAGGCGUCAAAGUCUGUUUUGCUACCGUAUUUAACGAGGACGAGAUUAGGACCAGUUAGAGGAACUCGUACGACUUUAGAUAAUCUUGGACAAGUUGACACGUUUAUCGGUGUGAGGUACGCUACGACAAGGGGUGGAUCGCUUCGCUUUAUGCCUCCUACAACCUAUUCAAGUAGGUUUGAAGAAGUUGAAAACCUUAAUGGUUUCACUGGGUGUCCACAACGAAAACUGGAUUUUGAAAAGCUACUAAAGAAGACACCCAGUAGAAGGGUUAAGGAGCUCGAUAGAAUCCUUUUAGCAUUCAAAAACCAGGCUUUUAUCCCAGUCGAAGAUUGCCUGACCUUAAACAUAUUCCGGCCUGCCUUGGGAAAAAAUGAAACGAAAAGAUUUCCGGUUCUUGUAUUUUUACAUGGAGAAAAUUACGAAUAUGGCUCAGCAGAUAAUUACGACGCGUCAAUCUUAUCCGUCAAAGGAAAAGUCAUGGCGAUUACGGUCAAUUACAGGCUAGGAGCUUUGGGGUUUGCAAGUACUGCUAACGGCGAUGCUCCCGGAAAUUAUGCUCUCUUAGACCAGCGAGCUGCACUACAUUGGAUUCAAGAAAAUAUCGGCGAUUUUAAUGGUGAUAGAAAUCAAGUAACAUUAAUGGCUCAUGGUUACGGAGCAGCUAUGGCACAUUUACUUUUGAUCUCACCAGUUCUAAGCGGCAAGAAUCUACUGCAACGCGUCAUAUUGCAGAGUGGUAGUGCAUUUUCUCCUUGGGCAAUAUCCGACCAACCAUUGCAAUAUAUAAACCGUCUUGGUGCAGCCCUCAAUUGUACUAAGAAUUUAGUUCGAUGCCUGAAAUCUAAAUCGUUCAAAGAGCUGAUUGAUUCUGAGAUUCUUCACCCGAAGUACUUAUCUGGCUUUGGACCUGUUCUUAAUCAUAGAGCUCUGUUUCCUGAAGAUUUAGAAAGCUUAUCUGGUAAAGAGACGUUCUUGGACCGUGUACCAAUCUUAAUAGGAUUUACAGCCAACGAAGGAGAUGCCUAUUUCAAUGAUAAACAAUUGAAAGAUGGCGUUAGCGUUACUGAUAAGUCUCGAAUUCUUCGCACGUUCGUUCGAAACAUUUUCCGAUAUCAACGGCAAAAAAUUUACGAAUUGCUAGUGGAAAAUUAUGGCCUAGAUAAGUCUGAUGACCCAGUAAAGUUGCAAAGAUCGCUAAUGGAACUAAUUACGGACGGUCUCUACAUUUCUCCGAUUCUCCGUUUGCUGUUAUAUCGUAAACGAAAGAAGUCUACAUAUUUAUACGUUGUUUCCAGGAAAAGCGCGGGACAUGGCACAGAUCUACCUUUAGUAUUUGGUGCUCCACUACAUCCUGGUAUCGAUCCAUUUGGUAACAACAUUGAUAACAAUGGUACUCCGAUCAGCGAGGCUGUAGUUACUUACUGGACGAAUUUUGCAAAAACAGGAGAUCCGAAUAGACCAGCCCCUCUAGACGUCUAUUGGGAGCGGUAUGAAAGAGAUCAACCGACUCAUUUGGAUAUAGGUAACAAGUUGGAAAUGAAAUUAGGAUAUUAUAAACCCUCAAAAAUGACUCUAUGGCAAAAAGAGAUUCCAAAAUAUCAUAAGCCAAAUGAUUUAUCACAGAAAAUGCAUUUACUAGAUAAUUUUCAAGAUAGUUCUACCUUUGAAAAAGAAGGAACAAAGAAGCUGGAUGUGUACUUUCCUCCACCACCUAUAAUGCCAUUAAAACCGAAAUUUAAUUCAAGUUCUACCGAAACUUCUAACCCAAAGAGUCCUUCUGAGGAGCUUUUUACACCUGCUACUAUCAAAAAGUUGGGUAAUCUUCCAAAUUUUUUAUCAACAAGCACAGCGUUUGCUCAGGAAACUGCACCAAAAUCUUCAUUCGCCUUUUCAGUGACCGUUGCAGUCGGUUGCACUUUGUUAUUCUUUAAUAUAAUAAUAUUUGGCACCUUUCUCUACAAGCGGCGUAGAUUAUCAAGAGAUUUAAGGAAGAGACGAAGGCAAUUGGAGGAACGCGAAAAAGUUGCUAAUUCCUCAGCUAAUGAAAGCGAUGCUCUCACAAUACUGCCAGAACCAAUAACGCCAUCUAGGAGAUCUCAGGCGGUGUCAAACUCAAAUCAUGUUCCAUUAUGUAGAUAUCCUCCUCCAUUUGGAUUUCCAACUCUGAGUAGAACAACUGCAAUUCCAAGGUACGAAGACGGUGUAGAAGAUACUUAUUGUACAACAAAAUCUGCCACCGCCGUUUAACAAAUAAAAGAGUAUUAAAUAUGCAUGAAAUGGUGCUUGUUCUUUGUUUAUGCGUACUUUUUCCCCUUAUAAGAUAGUACAUAUCAAUCUGUAUCAUUUUUUCAUAGCUGUAUGCAUUCAAUGGAUAAAGAAAAAGAGAGAGAGAGAGAGACAGCUGUUGGACAAAUUAUAUCUUUUACAUUUAAAGUAUUUCUAUUCAUUUUUAUGAUAGAUAAGACUUUUGAUAAUAAAAAUGUAUUCAUUUUACUUUAUUUUAUGUACGUGUCUUUUACGCAUACCACAUAAUUAUUCCUAUUAACAAUUUCAUAAAAGUCUUAUUUAUUUGUUUUUUUUAAGCAAGUAAUUAUUUAGACUUUGUGAAAUUUUUAAUGAUUCAUCAUAGGCAACUUGAUCAAACAUUAAAGACUGGUGUAUAAGCUGAGGUAGAGAGACAUUAGCAUGGAAAAUUAUAGUUGUCAGCAAAUCAUAAUAAGAGAUAAUAUUCAAGAAAUAACUUUUAUUUUACAUAAAAAAGCUAUUCAGGAAUAUUAAUAAAUUUUAUAUUUCUUUGAAUAGCUCUGACAUUCUCUACGGAUUCUUUCGCCAUCUAGUAAGAAAUCAUUAAUAUGCUUGUAAGAUGUCUUAUUUUUAUGUGAAUCUGCAAGAUAUUUCGUAAAUAUUUCAUCGCAUUCAUCGUUAUAUUCCAUGUUUACUUGUUUGUAAAUUUCUCUCAAGAUUUCCAAUGGAUUUUGUACUAAAUCUUUAAAGUUAAUAUCAAUAGCUCUUUGGAAUGAGCAAUUUUUUAUUUCUUCUAUAGAUCUCCUCAAAUCAUAUUUUCUUACCUCUUUCAAGUAUUUUUCUGUUAAAAAGUCGCUAAUAAAUUUAACGUUUCUCGAGAGUGGACUUUGAAAUAAUUUUGAAUCGUAUAUUGUCAAAUUUGUUAUAGAUGAGAUGACUUGUUCUACGUUUCGGUGAAUUGUUAUAAAUUGAGCAUCUUUAAAGACUGUGAAUAGGGCUUUCAAAUUUACAUUCGAAUUUAAAUGGUGCAUUAAGAGAAAUCUUCUAUUUUUCAUAUUCUGUUGAAAUGCUAUUGCCUGAAGAGACCUUUUAAUACUUUUGUAAAUUUUUAUAUGAUCAUCGAAUUUGAUUUUCUCAAUAAACUUGGA